This is a messenger RNA of Didymodactylos carnosus, 354 nucleotides long. NCBI's taxonomy places the organism in Eukaryota, Metazoa, Rotifera, Eurotatoria, Philodinida, Philodinidae. The record is from the annotation of a GenBank genome assembly.
AUGACGGGCACACUAGAUGGCUGGUGGCACUUUACGAAUACUGGGAGACGUUCUAAUUAUCCCUUGCUUCCUAAACAAGCAUGGGAAAAUGUUAUCAAAGAAUCAGGUUUCGAUGAGUGCAUUAUUGUUGAUGAUUCUGUUUUACCAAUCAUCAUAGCACAGGUCCCAUCUAACAAUCAUACAACAGAUGUUCUACCUAUUGAUGAUUCGGAGAAAAGCAAUUGGCUCAUAUUCCACGAUACUGAAGAUGCGGGUAAAAUGUUAAGUAGUAAACUGCAGUCAGUUGGAGAUAAUGUCGUAUGUGAAGACUCUUCCACGUUAAAUCAAGACGUUGAAUUGCGGGUAACUGAAUAA